Molecule: messenger RNA, 604 nt
Organism: Blastomyces gilchristii SLH14081
Lineage: Eukaryota; Fungi; Ascomycota; Eurotiomycetes; Onygenales; Ajellomycetaceae
Product: nucleoside-diphosphate-sugar epimerase
Exons: 4
Coding region: 1-591 (196 amino acids)
Source: RefSeq, a predicted model, not a curated record
AUGGCAGAAGGGAAGCUAGGAGUAACUGUCAUUGAGCACAAAAAUUUCAAUGAGUAUCCUACAUCGCUGCUGAAACUGCUUGAGGGGGCUGAGGGGGAGUACAUCACAAUUACCAAGGAUUAUCCAUUAACAGCAGCCAGGGCGUUCAGUACUCUGGCUAAUACCUUUAAGUUUGUUUACAUUUCAGGUGAAGGGGCCACAACAAAGCCAGGCAAAUUCACCCAACUUUUCGCAACCGUCAAAGGCGAAUGCGAACAAUCCCUAAUCGAAAUGGCACACAAAAUCCCAGCGUUCAAGCCCUAUUCUCUCCAGCCAGCUUUCGUCGAUUCAGUCUCUGAUGAAGCAGUGAAGCAAGCAACAGCCAACCGCCAACUUCCGCUGAGCUAUCGGGUUCUGGGUGCUUUUACCCCAUUGAUUAGGAAUUUUAUUCCGAGUAUAGUUUCACCGACUCAGGACAUUGGGUUGGCGGCGACGGUGUUGGCGAUGGGCGAUGGGAAGGGUCUGGAUGGUUCUGGUGUAUCGGAAGGUGGCCGCAUUCUGAGUAAUGAAGCUAUUCGAAGGAUUGCGAAGGAUGGGUUUACCUCAGGUUGAGGGUGAGAUUCAU